GUAUUUUCACCGCGUAUUACCUGCCUGUUUUUGCUGAACAAACUCAAACAAAAAAAAAUAUCACACAAAAUUUAAACCUCUGUUUUUUUUCAAAUUACGUUGUUUAAUGUUUAUCUCUGUUUUAACUUUUAAUCCCUCUUUUCGCGGGAACUCUAUAUUCCUUACCCUUCUCUCACUUUCCUUCUUCACUAGUAGAAUUUUAGGUAUCAAAUUCCAAAAAAAAAAAAUAUCUCUGUUUUUAAUUUAUAAUAUUUAAAAAAAUAUUGAAAAACAAAGAAUGCCCAUAUGCUGAAGUAAGCUUCAUUGUCAGCAAAGCACCCACCUUUGGCAUGUAUUUAUUUGUUUGUUAGUUGAUACAAGUUUGUAUAUAAUCUUGGCGGCAUUUCUUUCUUUUUAUUCAAAGCUUUAAUGGCUUUUUGCGACAUAUGGGUUCAUAUUUUAGAUCAAGGCUUAAAUUCUGGAUUAGUGUCUUGUGAAGCACUUCUUCCUUUGUCUUAUCAGCUGGGGCAUUCCCUUUUUGCAGAAUCAAAAAGCAUUAAAUUUUAUAUGUUGAUGGAAUAUAUAUAAACUGUAGUAUUUAAGAAAAGAGAAAUUUUGAUAUGUUUUGAAAAGAAGGGGAAAAAAAAAACAUUUUUUGGCCGUCAAUAUUUGAAAAGGCAAUGGAAUUAGAAAAGAGAAAUGUGCUUGUGGGAGUUAGAUUUGACGGCCAUAUCAGAGAAUUGUUGAAUUGGGCUAUUGUAAAAGUUGCAGAACCUGGAGAUAGAGUUAUUGCUCUACAUGUUUGUCGAAAUGAAGAUUCAAUUGCAAAAGAUAAAUCCUCGCUGGAUACUUAUCUUGAUGAUUACGAUGGCUUGUGUAAUAAAAAGCAGGUGGAUAUCAUUUCUCUGGUGUCAAAAGGAAGUUCUAUUAGAAGAGUUUUAGUAAGGGAAGCGAAAAAACAUGCUGCAUUAGCUGUAGUAGUAGGAACUAGCAAGCAUAGUACUCUUGGGAGCUGGACCUCAAUUGCUAAAUAUUGUGCGAAGCGGCUGCCUAACACUACUGAGGUUAUGGCCAUUGACAAUGGGAAAGUUUUCUUUAGAAGAAGCUCAAGUUCCCAACUCAAAGGUUCUUUUGGUGAUCCAAAACCAAGUCUUUUUCUAGAAAGAAAUUCCACUUUAAGGGAUUGCCAAUCUGAAUCUGGUGAAUCCAAGACAUCGGAGAUGGGAAGGUUCAGUUGUGAAGUGACUAGGACUUUAGAGAGAUGGUCGAAUGGUGCGGAGACCAAAAAGGAACGUACUACAAAUCCUUCAGGAAAACACAAGAAAGGUUCUCUUUCACUAGGUUCAUUUUCUCUUCCUACCGAAGAUUUUGCUACUGAUACUCCUGGUUGGCCCCUUUUACAAACUGCAAGUUCAUUGAAUCAACCGGCUAAAGUAGGAAGAAAUAUGUCGGUAGUGCAGUGGGUGAUGACCUUGCCAAAUCGAUCUAUGCUAGAUAGUCCUAAAUCCGAUUCUUCUCCAAAGGAAAACCGAAAUGUCUUUGCAAUGGAAAAUAGCUACUCCAUCAUGGAUUGUAAUGAAAAGGAAAGUUCAUCAGUUUGUAACCAGCUGAUCAAAGAUUUGCAGCUUAUUCUUGAGGCAAAUUCAUCCGGAUGCAAAUGGUUUAGCUAUGAUGUUUUAAAAUCAUCUACUUCCAACUUCUCCUCAGAGAGCUUGAUUGGGAAAGGAGGGGGCAACAGUGUAUACAAAGCUUUGCUUUCUGAUGGAAAAUCGGUGGCGGUGAAGGUUUCAAAUUCAUCAGAGGAAGCAAAGAAAGAUUUCAGGCAGGAAAUGGAAAUUAUGAUCAGAGUGAAGCACAAGAAUAUCGCUCAUCUACUUGGAAUUUGCAUAGAGGAUUCCGAUCUGAUAUCUGUUUAUGAUUUUCUUUCAAAAGGGAAUUUAGAAGAAAAUAUACAUGGAAGAACUAAAUCAGUAUUGCGAUGGGAAAGAAGAUUCAGAAUAGCCAUUGGGAUCGCAGAAGCCUUAAAUUAUCUGCACAAUGAAUGUCCACUGCCUGUUAUUCACAGAGAUGUCAAGUCAUCAAAUAUCCUACUCAGUGAUGAUUUUGAACCACAGCUAUCGGAUUUUGGAUUGGCGAUAUGGGGACCCACAAAUGCGUCGUACCUGACUCAUAGUGAUGUGGUAGGAACCUUUGGAUAUCUAGCACCAGAGUAUUUUAUGUAUGGGAAAGUAAGUGAUAAGAUUGAUGUCUACUCCUUUGGUGUGGUUCUGCUGGAACUAUUAUCAGGGAGAAAAGCUAUUGGCUUUGAGACUCCCAGUGGUCAAGAAAGCUUAGUCAUGUGGGCGAAACCUAAGUUAGAAAGCGGGGAUUUGAAAUCCAUUCUGGAUGAGAACCUGAAUGUAAAUAUUGAAGAUGAUCAAGUCCAAAGAAUGAUUCUUGCAGCAAGACUCUGUCUUACACAGGCAGCACGGCUACGUCCAAACACAAGCCAGAUCCUGAAGAUGUUGAAGGGGGAGAAAGGCGGGAAUGAAGAAGCUAAUGGUGAAAAUAAUAAUUCAGAAGAAUAUAAUGAUGAUGAAGUGUAUCCAGAUUCAAGUGCAGAGUCCCAUUUAAGUCUUGCAUUUCUUGAUGUGAAUUAUGAUAAUUCCACAUCCUUCAGUAGUAGUCAGGACCAAAGCAGCCCUCUCUCUUCUGUAGAUGAAUACUUGAGAAAAAGAUGGAGCAGAUCUUCAAGCUCUGAAUAUUAGCUUAUGAUUUAAAAAAGUUUGCAAUCUGCCAUUGUACAGUUUUUUCAAAAAAGCACCCUUUUUUGAGGUGAUUAGAUGUAGAAGGAACAGAAAACUUUGUGAUAAUAGCAACAAAGUUUGCCAACCCCACAGAUAUUUUGCAAUUCUGUGGAUCAGAUUUGAAAUUUGAGUGUGAUCAAAUUUCUGUUUGUAAUAAAGUUCUUAAGUAUC
Lycium ferocissimum is the source of this 2936-nucleotide messenger RNA. Its product is annotated as protein kinase STUNTED-like. Gene Ontology annotation, biological process: protein phosphorylation. The record is from RefSeq and is a predicted model, not a curated record. Gene Ontology annotation, molecular function: ATP binding; protein kinase activity. NCBI's taxonomy places the organism in Eukaryota, Viridiplantae, Streptophyta, Magnoliopsida, Solanales, Solanaceae.